This is a messenger RNA of Aspergillus oryzae RIB40, 984 nucleotides long. RefSeq lists its product as uncharacterized. Gene Ontology annotation, cellular component: EMC complex. Lineage: Eukaryota; Fungi; Ascomycota; Eurotiomycetes; Eurotiales; Aspergillaceae. The transcript has a single exon. The coding region runs from base 1 to 984 and encodes 327 amino acids. The record is from RefSeq and is a predicted model, not a curated record.
AUGCGCCUGUUCCACGCCUCUACCUCCUCUCUUCUUUUUCUCCUCUCUACUGUCGUGGUGACGUCCGCCUUAACGGUCGUUAUUCCCCCCUCAAAUCUUCUUCCCAACCCCAAUGCUCUCCCUUCCGGCACGCACGCAACUCUAACGUCCAUCCCAUCGUCAACGCAAUCCAAGAGUGGCCAUGUCUCUCCUCACUCACUGACUGCCCCUCUGACGCGCUCCGCGACCUUCAUCUUCCAGAACCUAGACUCUACGGGGAAGCCCGAGUCUUACUUGCUUGAUGUCCGAUCCGCAGAAUACGUCUUCACGCCUUACCGGGUUGAUGUCGCUGCAGACGGUACGGUGCUAGGCAUUUGGGAGACAUUUCGUGGGAACCCAUGGGAGAAUCGUGGCGCAGAGAGAUACGUCCUCGAUGCUGCUUCCGUGAAUGCUGCCAAGUUGCCCGAAGUGGCAGUAGAUGCUAAAGUCCUAGCUAGAAGAGGCUUCUAUGAGGAGAGACCUAAAUGUGAGUAUCUCUGGGAAGGAGAAGCUUUUUGUAUGAAGUACACUUGUUGUUUUCAAGACGCUUAUGGAUCUAUCCUCCUAGUCUCCCCUCUUUCUUUGUUUAAGAAUCCUAUGAUUUUGCUCGCCAUAGUAGCUUUGGGGUUUACUUUCGGAAUGCCGAAGUUGAUGGAGAAUAGUAAGUUUAACAUCGUAACUAUUUCCCUGCGCGACGCAAUCACAUAUGUGUUUAUAGCGCAUGCUUCCCUUACUCAUAUCGCUCCAGUGGAUCCCGAAAUGCGUGCCGAGUUCGAAAAACACUCUCGGGCUUCUCCUAUCUCCGGUGCAACUCGUAGUGCCAUGGCUGGUGGCGGUGCACCGGGCAACUUUGAUUUCGCAGGAUGGAUGGCUGGUGCCCAUCCAAGACCAGGUGGUCCAGAGCCUGCUGCUCUUCAGGGAGUAGCGACUGGCAGGGAAGGUGGAAAUGUACGAAGACGAGGAUAG